Chlamydomonas reinhardtii is the source of this 3259-nucleotide messenger RNA. RefSeq lists its product as uncharacterized. Gene Ontology annotation, biological process: fatty acid metabolic process. Bases 27 to 2087 code for a protein of 686 amino acids. The record is from RefSeq and is a predicted model, not a curated record. Gene Ontology annotation, molecular function: long-chain fatty acid-CoA ligase activity. The transcript has 21 exons. Gene Ontology annotation, cellular component: endoplasmic reticulum; membrane. Lineage: Eukaryota; Viridiplantae; Chlorophyta; Chlorophyceae; Chlamydomonadales; Chlamydomonadaceae.
GUACAUUAGGCUCACAUUCAGCAAAAAUGAGCAAGCCUGCUUCCUACAAGUACCUGGUGGAGGUGGAGCCUGCGAGGCCCGCGAACGGGGACAAGCCCUCCGCGAGCCCCGUCUACCGCAGCGUUUAUGCCAAGGAUGGCUUCCCUACGGCAGACUUCAAGACUCUGUUUGAGAUGUUUGAGCAGUCUGCCGCGAAGUACCCCGACAACCAGUGCCUCGGCAAGCGCGUGAAGAAGGAGAAUGGCGAGGCCGGACCCUACGUGUUCAAGAGCUACAAGGAGAUCCACACGGAGGUUGCGAACGUCGCGUCCGCGCUUCGCGCGCUGGGCGUCAAUCCGGCUCAGCGCGUGGGCGUGUUCGGUGCCAACUGCCCCGAGUGGAUGGUCGCGAUGCAGGCCUGCAACCGCAUGGCCAUGCACUGCGUGCCGCUGUACGACAGCCUGGGCGAGAACGCCAUCGAGUACAUCGUUAACCACAGCGAGGCCGUGGCUGCCUUCGUGAGCAGCGAGAAGCUGCCGGCGCUGGCCAAGGCGCUGCCCAAGACCAAGGCCACGCUCAAGGUGGUGGUCUACUGGGGCGCCGGCAACGAGGCGGCGGCCAAGGCCGCCAAGGACCUGGGCUACGUGGUCCACUCGUUUGACGAGCUGCUGGCGCUGGGCGCCGCCAAGCCCGCCGAGCCCGUGCCGCCCAAGCCCGACGACCUGUGCACCAUCAUGUACACCAGCGGCACCACGGGCGACCCCAAGGGCGUGAUGCUGACCCACACGGCGGUGGUGGCGUCCGUGAUCACCGCCCGCAGCUACUGCUCCAACAACGGCGUGGACCUCAACCAGCACGACCGCCUGCUGUCGUACCUGCCGCUGGCGCACAUCUUCGACCGCGUCAACGAGGAGUGGUUCCUGUCCAUUGGCGCCGCCAUCGGCUACUGGCAGGGCGACGUGACCAAGCUGGUGGAGGACGUGGCGGCGCUGCAGCCCAGCCUGUUCCUGGGCGUGCCGCGUGUGUUUGAUCGCAUCUACACGCGCAUCAUGGGACAGAUCAACGGCGCCGGCCUGAUCAAGCGCUCGCUGUUCAACUGGGGCUUCAGCCGCAAGCUCUACUUCCUGCGCCAGGGCUAUGCGCACAACAAGGCGGCUCCCUUCUUUGACAAGCUGCUGUUCACCAAGGUGGCGGCGCGCCUGGGCGGCAAGAUCAAGGCGGUGGUGUCGGGCGGCGCGCCGCUGGCGCCGCACGUGGAGGACUUCCUGCGUGUCACCAUGUGCGCGCCCGUGGUGCAGGGCUACGGCCUGACGGAGACCAGCGCCGCCUCCUUCAUUGCCUGCGCCGAUGUCAUGGCCCAGGCCGCCACCGUGGGCCCGCCCACGCCCAUGACCGAGUUCCGGCUGGAGUCGGUGCCGGACAUGAACUGCGACGCCCUGGACGCCAAGACGCCCAAGGGUGAGGUGCUGAUCCGCGGCGCCGCCAACUUCACCGGCUACUACAAGGCCGCGGACAAGACCGAGGAGGUGCUGGAGAAGGACGGCUGGUUCCACACCGGCGACAUCGCCAUCCUGACGCCCUCGGGCGCCAUCAAGAUCGUGGACCGCAAGAAGAACAUCUUCAAGCUCAGCCAGGGCGAGUACGUGGCUGUGGAGGCGCUCGAGAGCACCUACAAGAAGACCUCCGUGGUGGAGCAGGUGUGGGUGUACGGCAACAGCUUUGAGAGCUGCCUGGUGGCGGUGGUGGUCCCGGCCAAGGACGUCAUCACGGCCUGGGCCAAGGAGCAGGGCGUGACGGGCGAGUUCGAGAAGGGGCUGCUGGAGGACCCGCGUGUGAACGCACACGUGCUGGCGGGGCUGCUGGAGGACUUGCGUUUGAACGCACACGUGCUGGCGGAGCUGACGCGUGUGGGCAAGGAGGACAAGCUCAAGGGCUACGAGAUCGUCAAGGCGGUGGCGCUGGAGCCGGUGCAGUUCUCUGUGGAGGACGACCUCAUGACCCCCAGCUUCAAGCUGCGCAGGCCGCAGCUGCAGGCCAAGUACCAGGCCAAGCUGGACGCCAUGUACGCCGCCAUCAAGAAGGCCGAGGCGGCCAAGCCCGAGAAGUAAGCGGCUCGGGGUGCUGCAGCCCCCACACACGGCGGCGACGGCAGCAGCAGCCGUAGCAGAGGAUGUAGCAGCUGCAGCUGUUGCAGAAAGUGUACAGCAGCAGCGGCUGUAGCAGUGGCUGCGGUGGCGCCGGGGGCUCCACAGAUGUGUCAUUAUAGAGAACAGCUGUGGGGCUGGCGGCGCAGCGGGGGGGGGGUUGAGGCGCAGCGGCGGCGGUGCGAGCGCGCCGUGAUGGCGGGGAGCCGAGUACGUGUGUGUUGCAGGGUGGGGGCGAGCUGGUGCGGUGUCGGGAUGAAGGUCGCCGCGUCUGGACAUGGACAUGGAUAUACAUACUACAAAUACAAGAGUUACAAAGGGAACAAAAGGGCAUGGAGAAAGAGUGCACAGGAUUCCUAGGGGGGACGGGCCCGCGCGCUCCUCAAGGUGAGGAGAGCGUGUGUGUGUUUCGUGUCGACACGGAGGGUAUCUAACCCGGCGUGUGCAGGGUCUUUCCUUACGCGGAUGCGCUGAGUCAUGCAGAACUUAAACUCGGCCUGAUGGCGCGACUUGGUUCCAAAGGGUUCUCCGAAGGAUUCGUAUGCCGCUGCGUGCUGGAUUUGUUGCAAGAGACUGAAGCUCGAAGCGUUUGAUCGAGACUCCUGAAGCUGCCGGUUGCUCUGCUGCUGGUGCGGCCGCUGCCACGGUUGCCGGGCUCAGGGUGAUUUCAGGGCAAUCCAGGGUGUGGGUGUGGGGUGGCCGUUUGACACCCGGUCGGGCGGAUGAGGGAACGGUGGAGUGAGACGUAUGAGAUGGGCGAUAGCUGCUGUUAGCAGCAGUGGCCUAAUCACUGCAGCUGCAUCCGUGCGGAUUACGUCAAUGCCCGCGGGAAGCAAGCCUGCCAUGGCAUGGGUGUUCGUGUGCUGGUGUUUGUGCCUGCCUGCUCGAAGCACCGCGACGCGAGCUGACCAGUUGUGGCGCCCGUUGGGGGAGCCGACCCAGUUUUGGGCGGGCGUUUUCCACUUCUGUACGCGGCGAGUUUUGGUGAGGGUGGCGAGUGUCGGCAGGGGCGGCUGGCAUUAGCGCUAUGAGAUCACGGGUGGUGGUGGCUGAGAAGAAUAGAACACCGGUGGCUGCAUACGUACGGUGUUAGGUGUUAGGGAUGCCUAGUCGCUCGCAUGUAAUGCCACGCAUGG